This is a messenger RNA of Mesorhabditis belari, 2136 nucleotides long. NCBI's taxonomy places the organism in Eukaryota, Metazoa, Nematoda, Chromadorea, Rhabditida, Rhabditidae. The record is from the annotation of a GenBank genome assembly.
AUGAACUCGCAAUUUCAUGCGGCACCGAAAGCGCUCAAUCCGGUCGACAUAAAAUUACCCGAAAAUUUGGUGAAGGGAGCUGUUGUGAUCGAUGAAAAACUCUUCGAAUGGACUCAAAAGGAAAUCCCGGAAGCCAUUUGCACUUCCACAUAUAUUACAAUCAAUAAAGAAACAGAUGAUGUGGAUGAUUUGAUCGUAAUGCUCGUGAAAAGUGAUGCGAAACAAGCAGAAACAUAUGGCUUGUUCUUUGAGGAACGCUUUUUAAGCAAUGAGAGUCGACGUUUACUCAAACAGGGAUUCAUUUUGACGAUGACUGCGUCACCGGCAGUUUACGCUCGUCGAAUCCACGAAAAUUUGCUAUCCCGUGGCUCGGAUUCGGCAAAGAUCGAAUCAAUUCUUCAAACUUUAUCAAAAUUGGCUCAAGAUAAAAUCUUCGUUUACGCUUUUUUGAAAAGCGAAACACUGGGAAUAAUGUACGAGAUGUUGGCGAGGGAAUUGGAUAAGCUAAGUUUCCCAACGAUUCAACUCCUUCUCCAAUCGCUUUACUCGAUGAUGGAGUUGAACGUCGACGGGCUCAGCUGGGAAACGAUUCCCGAGGAUGUUUUACUUUCAUUGUGCCGUUUGGUGACGGGUAGAGCGAAGAGCGAAGACGCACAAUCCGUGCUUUUCGCUGAGUGGAGUAUCGAGCAGAUAUUGAACACGACCAACAUUACUCUUCACGAGCGGAUUUUUGCGGAGGUUCCCUUUAUCUCACUGAUUCGGCAUCUGGAUCGAUCUGACGAGCGCGUUUCCCUUGCCACGCUGACGCUAAUGAACACAAUACACAGGAAAGCGGAUGUUCAGCUGAAAAACACGAUUUUGGAUGACCUCGGGACAGCGCCAUUCCGUAACGCGAUCUCGCAUUCGGUGCUGCGCGAUGGACGGGCAAAAGAUCGAACAUUCACCGCGCAACUCAUCCCAAUUCAGAGACUUCUCCUUGAGAAGCAAAACAUUUUGGCGAAAUUGCCCCCAUCAAGAGACGAUAUCAACACGUUGGAGAGUCUCGAUUGGUUCACUCGCUACGCAUCCACGAAUCUACAAUCGACUUUCGAGGCCGGUCAACACGGAAAGCUCUUGCCGAUCGCGAUGCGCGCCUCGGCACAACAACUUGCAUUGAUGUGCAGGGAGAACGCGAUGCGCGCUGAGAAAAGCCGAUGGGAGUUGAUGGCACUUUGCGAGUACACGAUGACGAUCACUUCUGAUCUUUUGGCGAAUGACGAAAAUCUCGGGCGUUUAAUCGAAUUCCUCUUUUCCGUCGAAAAUCCUUUGUUAACACUUUUCACAGCAAUCGUUCAACUUUUCCACAAAACGUGGCGCGAAAUGCACGCAGUUACGAGUGAGAUCGUCAAGGUUAGUAAUGUAGUGAGAGAGCAAGUGAAACGAGUGGUCGACAAACAGCCGGCAUCACUUGACAAGAUGCAAGCCGAAUUCGAUGCGCUUGCUUAUAAUAAGAUGAAGGAAAUUUGGAAACAAGAGGAAAGCGAUCGCGAGGUGGCCGAGUUGGAGUCCGAACUUGUCAAAGAUCUUCGAGAACUAUUGCGACCAGGAAUCGAGCAACUUGUUCGACAAAAUCGUAAAAACUUCAUGAAACAAGGCUAUACUUUUAAGAAAACUGGAAAAAAAGCAACAUUGAAAGAACAAUCACAAUAUUUCUUUUGGCGUUUGGAUAGAAACGAGAAAAUCUUAAUGGUGAUCGAUUGUGAUACGGAAAGAUUUAUCCCGGGUGCAAGUCAAGCAAAAUCGAUCCGUAAAAUAAUGGUAAAAGAUAUCAAAGAUGUUCAAUGGGGUGACGAGAGUGAGAAAGGGACGAGAAAGAGCAGCUCAUUCUCGCGCGGGAUUCGUUUACUUUUGCCGGGAGCCGACGAAAAAGAUGAAUCGCUGGCAGCUUGUGCACAAAGCGAUCGCGACAUGAGUACAUGGGUGGACGGGUUGUGUGAAUUGAUCGGAAAGAACGAGAUGAGCCGAGACGCGUCGAAGCUUGUCGAUCGACUUUUGUCCACCGAGUUGCGACUGCGAUUGGUUCAGGUUCCAAAUCCGAGCCCUCGUGUGAUCGCUCCUCCACUCCCGACAACGUGGGAUUGGAUUCCGGCUGAAGAU